CACGUGGUGGGUUCUCCCAAACGUGUCGACGUAACAGUUUCUUCUUUAUAUUCUUACCGUCACGCUUCGUUAACAUUCAUCUUCUCCGUUUGUUAAGCAAAGCAAAAUUUGCAGAAGAGAACUUAAGAGUUAAAUAUGAAUUCUUGGGGAGGUUGCUGUAUUGCGAGAUACGGUGGUGGUGGUGGAUAUGAUAUGACGAAAGUGGAUCGGAUUAUGCUCCGGUAUCGUCCGAUUGCUCCGAGACCAGAUUCCGGUGGAUCUUCUUCGCCGCCGGUGGAAUCUGUUUCAUCGAAAUCACGUAGAGGUGGUAAGAGAAAAUACUCAAAAGAGAACAGUACCAGCAGCGACGGAUCUGUUAACAGUAACGGCAACAGCAAAUGGUGUAAUCGACGGAGAAACGAAUCUGAGAUUGUGACGCUAGCUCUUCUUCCAGAGACUCCAGAGAGGAAGAAAUCGUCUAGGGCUUUGGCAUCGGUGCCGGAGAUAGACCCGGCGGCUUCGCUGUGGCUGAGUUUCGGAGAUAACGGACGUUAUCAGACGGCGAUGAAAAAUUCAGAUCUGAUGACGGCGAAAACGGAAACUGUUGUGUCAUCGUUGUUGACGGUGGAAUGCGUAACGGAGGGAGAGUAUGAGUUAGCGUGUACGGACGAGGAGAGGAAGAUGAAUCUGGAGAGAGACACGUGUCCUGGUUUUAUAUCGGACGGUUCAGGGAGAGUCAUUUGGACGAAUGGUUCGUUUAGAGAAUUGGUGAUUGGGAAAGACGAAAAGUGUUGUAGUAAGAUGAGUGUGUGGCUUGUGAUGAAGGAGAAGCCUUUGCUAACGCAACGGACGUUCACAUGUAGAAUGAGACUGCAGUACAGGUGUCGUAAUAAUGAAGUGAGUUCGAUUACUUCGCCGUGUGAUGUUUGGAGGAUGAAUGACGGUGGCUUUGCGUGGCGGCUUGAUGUUAACGCUGCACUCUGUCUUGGACGGUGAGAUUUUGGCCGUUAGAUGUAACCCGGGAUCGAAUAGCUACCGUUAGAUUGACUUGAUGAGGAGAAAAGGCUUACUCACCUUGAGCCAUGCAGUUCGAGAUCUUUGAUCUUCACUUAGAACUUUGGAGUGUACAUAUUUGCAAGUUUUGUUAGCUUUACAUUUUGAUUUUAUUUUCUGUUUUUUGGAGGUUUUUUUUUCUUUUCUUUUUUCAUGUCUGUUUGUACAAAUUAGUUGGUACUCCAUUUAGAGGUGUCUUUUAUUUCUUUUUGGUGAAUGGUGAGUAAGGUUGGAAAGAAUAAGUUGUUUAUCAAUAUUGUAAACUCAGAAUUCAGAAAAUGGUUAUAAAUUUUUAACAUUUAGACCAAAAAAUGUUUUUAAUUCAUGCAUAAAUUAAUGGUAAAAUAAGUUCUAGAAUUGAGAUUAUCUCAAUCGUAUUAAACCUGAAAAAAAUUAUGGUGGGAGUGAGAUUGAAUUGUCUUUUCACUCACAUUUAAUUAUUCGUAGAAAAAACUUUUGAUAAUUUCGGCACUCAAAUACUCAAUCAUGUCCAAGAUUUGAAGAAUCGACAAUCUGAUGGUAGUCAAGUAGAUGAAGUUCGAGGACAGCUUCAAGGAGAGAAUCCAUUUAUUCUUCGCCUAUGGAUUGAGUUUGAUUACUUUGCCUUUUUGACGUUUAACAAUGAACGAUGGUGGCUUUGCAUGGCGGAUUGAUGUUAACGCUACACUUGU
Eutrema salsugineum is the source of this 1703-nucleotide messenger RNA. RefSeq lists its product as uncharacterized. The transcript has a single exon. The coding region runs from base 136 to 975 and encodes 279 amino acids. NCBI's taxonomy places the organism in Eukaryota, Viridiplantae, Streptophyta, Magnoliopsida, Brassicales, Brassicaceae. The record is from RefSeq and is a predicted model, not a curated record.